Cynara cardunculus var. scolymus (artichoke) is the source of this 894-nucleotide messenger RNA. RefSeq lists its product as uncharacterized. The transcript has 4 exons. Bases 1 to 894 code for a protein of 297 amino acids. NCBI's taxonomy places the organism in Eukaryota, Viridiplantae, Streptophyta, Magnoliopsida, Asterales, Asteraceae. The record is from RefSeq and is a predicted model, not a curated record.
AUGGCAUCCUCCGCUUCCCACGAAUCCGACAACAACGAUAGCCGCAUUCGAUCCACGGGAGCAGACAGUAGGACUAUCGUCUUUCUCCCCAUGAAACCCAAUAAUCACAUGAUCGAGCUUCGAAACACUCUCUWUGAUGACAGGUAYRGGAUAAUGAUUGAAUUCUUCAAAAACUGCAUUCUACUACCUGCUCUCACUCUGGCAAACCCAAAGGUUCCUCUCAAAUACGUUCAACAGUACUGGCAAAACUGUGAAUUUGACGAUGCCAGUCAUGGUAUAAUGGGCGAUAUCGACGCACCAAACGAUAUGCUUUGUGCCGUCAAAAUUUCACGAGCAAAGAUUUCCAAGGUGUUGUGCAUUCCAACGAGACGAGAGCUCGAAAUUGAACAAUAUGACGAGCUACCAACCUCCGAGGACAUUCUGAGAUUUAACAAAUAUCUUUUGCCAAGAAUUGAUGAUUUGUUUAAUCAAUUAGUAGGGGCAAGUUACUUCUCCAAGAUCGAUUUGCGGUCCGGGUAUCAUCAGUUGAAAGUUAGAGACGAAGAUAUUGCCAAAACUGCAUUCCGAACUAGAUAUGGACAUCAUGAGUUUCUGGUCAUGCCAUUUGGUCUAACAAAUGGUCCAACAACAUUCAUGGAUUUGAUUAAUAGGAUGGAGAAAUUGUAUGCAAAAUUGUCCAAGUAUGAAUCCUGGUUGAAGGAAAUCCAAUUUUUGGGUCAUGUUGUUUCUGAAACAGGGGUAAAAUUUGAUCCUGCAAAGAUUGAAGCUAUUGAGAAAUGGGAAGUACCGAGAACCCCUAUCAAGAUUCGUAGUUUCUUGGGUCUGACGGGGAUUGAAGAAAGAUAUUGCAAAAUAAGUGGAGCAAUGUUUGACGUGUCUGCAAGUAAAGAUUGA